Messenger RNA from Drosophila elegans, 3212 nucleotides. RefSeq names its product PDF receptor (gene Pdfr). NCBI's taxonomy places the organism in Eukaryota, Metazoa, Arthropoda, Insecta, Diptera, Drosophilidae. Gene Ontology annotation, biological process: cell surface receptor signaling pathway; adenylate cyclase-modulating G protein-coupled receptor signaling pathway. The transcript has 10 exons. Gene Ontology annotation, cellular component: plasma membrane. Gene Ontology annotation, molecular function: G protein-coupled peptide receptor activity. The coding region runs from base 121 to 2400 and encodes 759 amino acids. The record is from RefSeq and is a predicted model, not a curated record.
AUCGAAGGGAAGGGAAGUGAAGGGGCAGCGGCAGCGGCAAGAGAUCAAUUUCCAAUUGCAACACGUACACAUACAUACGUCCGAUAUAUAUGCUAAUAUCCGAAGAUAAAGAACCAGCUGAUGAAGGUCGCAUUCACAUCGCAGAUGAACAAUGAAAACAAUCAUUUUCACAAUGUGGUCGAUGGCGAAAUGACCCUACUGUCCAACAUCCUCGACUGUGGAGGCGGCAUUCCCGCCCAGCGCCUCGCCCGCCUGCUGCGCCAGUCCAGCUCAUCAGGAUCGACCCCAUCCGGAUCAGCAUCCGGGCCAUUUGAAUCCAAAUCCAUGCUGGAGCCGACAACCUCGCACAUCCUGCCGACCGGACGAGUGCCAAUCCUGCACGAUUUUGGUUCCUCGUCAACAGAAUCGCCGCUAACGGGAACGUACCUCCUCGAUGGCGUGGCCAGUGUGGCCGAGAUGGCCCUGGAGCCCACAGUCAGGGACAUCCUGUCCGAUCCGGAUCCGGACAAGGUUCUCAGCAAUCUCAACGCCAGCGCACCCUGGAAUUUAACGCUUGCCUCGUCGGCGGCCACCAAUUUCGAGAACUGCUCGGCGCUUUUUGCCAACUACACCCUACCGCAAACUGGUCUCUACUGCAAUUGGACAUGGGACACAUUGCUCUGCUGGCCACCCACUCCGGCCGGAGUCCUGGCCCGGAUGAACUGCCCUGGCGGCUUUCACGGCGUGGAUACGCGCAAAUUCGCCAUCCGCAAGUGCGAACUGGAUGGCCGGUGGGGCAGCAGGCCCAAUGCCACGGAGGUGAGUCCGCCGGGAUGGACGGACUACGGGCCGUGCUACAAGCCGGAGAUUAUCCGCCUCAUGCAGCAGAUGGGCAGCAAGGACUUCGAUCUCUACAUAGACAUAGCCAGAAAGACUAGAACGCUGGAGAUCGUGGGCCUCUGCCUUUCGCUGUUCGCCCUAAUAGUUUCUCUGCUGAUCUUCUGCACAUUCCGCUCCCUGCGGAACAAUCGCACCAAGAUCCACAAGAACCUGUUCGUCGCCAUGGUGCUGCAGGUGAUCAUCCGGCUGACUUUGUAUCUGGAUCAGUACCGGCGGGGAAACAAGGAGGCGGCCACCAACACCAGUCUCUCAGUCAUUGAAAACACGCCCUAUUUGUGCGAGGCCUCGUAUGUGCUUUUGGAGUACGCCCGUACCGCCAUGUUCAUGUGGAUGUUCAUCGAGGGUCUCUAUCUGCACAACAUGGUGACGGUGGCCGUUUUCCAGGGCAGUUUUCCCCUCAAGUUUUUCUCGCGUCUCGGCUGGUGUGCCCCCAUCCUGAUGACCACCGUUUGGGCGAGAUGCACGGUGAUGUAUAUGGACACUUCGCUGGGCGAAUGCCUGUGGAACUAUAAUCUCACACCAUACUAUUGGAUCCUCGAAGGACCGCGACUGGCGGUUAUACUGCUAAAUUUUUGUUUCCUGGUGAACAUAAUACGGGUGCUGGUGAUGAAGUUGCGCCAAUCGCAGGCCAGCGAUAUAGAACAGACUCGAAAAGCGGUCAGGGCCGCGAUAGUCCUACUACCACUUUUGGGUAUUACCAAUCUCCUGCACCAGCUGGCCCCUCUGAAAACGGCCACGAACUUUGCCGUCUGGUCGUAUGGGACCCACUUCCUCACCUCGUUCCAGGGAUUUUUUAUAGCUCUUAUUUACUGCUUUUUAAACGGCGAGGUGCGGGCAGUGCUGCUGAAGAGUCUGGCCACCCAGCUGUCGGUGCGAGGUCAUCCGGAGUGGGCGCCAAAGAGGGCGUCCAUGUACUCCGGUGCCUACAACACGGCACCGGACACGGAUGCAGUGCAGCCGGCGGGUGAUCCAUCGGCUACCGGAAAGCGAAUAUCACCGCCGCAUAAAAGGUUGAACGGAAGGAAACCGAGUAGCGCCAGCAUUGUGAUGAUCCAUGAGCCGCCACAGCGGCAGCGAUUGAUUCCUCGGCUGCAGAGCAAGGCCCGGGAAAAGGGCAGGGAUCGGGCGGAGAGGGCGGAUGCGGAUGCGGAUGCGGAAACGAACACGAAAACGGAACCGGAACCGGAUCCGGCCAUCACGCGCAUCCACAGCAAGGAAUCGACGGCGGGAAGCACGGGAUCGCGUAGCAAUCGCGGCUCCAAAUGGAUCAUGGGCAUCUGCUUCCGGGGUCAAAAGGACAAAUGUGUGAUGCCAGGUUCCCAAAAGACGCAGCAAAUAUUUAUGACGUCACAACUGGCACCGACGUCGACGCUGGCAGCGGUAGCAACAACAAUAACCACAACAACAACAACCGCAGCAGCAAAAACCACAAUAGCAACAAUCGCUACAAUCGCAACGAUAACAAAAUCGAAGGCAAAAGCCAAAGCGAUUGCAAAAGGUCAUCAAAUGCCGAAAUCUUAAAGGAUAUCGAUCUCUAUUUCUUGCAAGCGCAACUGUACUAAGCGAAACUAAAAUGCUGAAAAGUGUGCACGUUUUUUGUAUGCAGCGGCUUCGAUUAUACCGCUAAAAGUUUCGAUAAAUAUCGAUUAAUAUACAUUAUAUCCAAUAUUUUUUGUAUACUUACCAACGAAGUGGUGGAUCACAAUUUUUUUGCAUAUACAUCCGUAUAUACAUAUUUAUAUAUUUAAAGAGAAUGUGUAAUGAGUGUAUUGAUGAAUGUAAUUGUUAAUUUUUUUUUUGAAUAAGCUCAAAUAACAUAAAUGUAACGGUAUUUACAUAAAGCAUAGAGAAAACAUAUUUACAUACUUGGUAUUUACACUGUCGCAUGCAAAAGAGAAACCUGAUAGAAAUAUCGGAGCAUAUAUCGUAUAUUGAAUAUACACGCAUAUAUAUUAAAAAUAAACACGUAAAGAGAGUACAAAGCACUUGGAAUGGUAAAGAGGAACAAGAAGAAAAUAAACGGAAUUUGAGCGUAUCACUAUGUCACACAUCAUCUGAUCUCUGAUCAGCGGGAAUAUUGGAUAUUCACCCUAACGUUAAGCUUACUAUGCAUUUUUAAAUGUAAUAUUUUGUGUGUGAAGCCGCGUCGGUUUUGAUUUAUUUACUCUGUUUCCGUUUCGCUUCACGCAAUUUUCAAAACUAAGAAUUCAAGCCGAAUUUAAGAAAUGGAACCUAAAAAAAACCAGAACACCCAGUGUUCGAUGGCAAACUAUUACGUGUAUAAGGCUAAAUGGAAAAUGAAUAAACAUGAUUUUAUAUGCAUACAUACUAAA